CCUAAUGAGCUGGCUGCUACACAGAGAGACCGGGGUUACCGUCUGGGCUGGACCGUCAGAGAAGCAGCGAUAUCAGCCUCCUCAGCCUCGCCGCUCACCGCUCGGUGACCGAGGCUCCGCGCGUGUCCGCUACCGUUCCCCUCUCCUCCUUCUUCCUCCUCUGCCUCCUGACUGUUUUUCCCCCAUCUAUUCUGACUGCAUGUUCAGCCACACCGCCUCCCUCUGCGUCUUCACUUCGGCCGAGCUCCGCCGAACAUGGACAGCCGGGUUCUCGAGCAUCCUCACGCCCAGUUCGGCGGCUCCUUGGGCGGCCUGGUGGGUUUCCCCUACUCGCUCGGUUCCCACCAUCACCACCACCACCACCAGCACGUUUACGAGCUCGCGAGCGGACACCAGCUGCAGUCCGCGGCCGCCGUACCCUUCUCUAUAGACGGAUUAUUAAACGGCUCGUGCUCGGCCUCUGUGGUCUCCUCCAGCCCUUUACUCUCAUCCGACAGCCAGCAGUUCAAACUAUCAGAUUCCGGAGACCCGGAUAAGGACAGUCCCGGCUGCAAAAGGAGGAGAACCAGGACGAAUUUCACCGGCUGGCAGCUGGAGGAGCUGGAGAAGGCUUUCAACGAGAGUCACUAUCCGGAUGUGUUCAUGCGGGAGGCGCUCGCGCUCAGGCUUGACCUCGUGGAGUCCAGAGUUCAGGUGUGGUUUCAAAACAGACGAGCUAAAUGGAGGAAGAAGGAGAACACGAAGAAGGGCCCCGGACGGCCCGCCCACAACUCCCACCCGACCACCUGCAGCGGCGAGCCCAUGGACCCCGAGGAGAUCGCGCGGCGGGAGCGCGAGCGGGCCGAGAAGAAGAAACGCAAACAUGAGAGGAAGCUGCUCAAGUCCCAGAACAAGCUCCUGUCGGGCGACAGCUUCCACACGCCGGGCGGCUCCGAAAGCGACAGCGGGGUGUCGCAGUUCACCGACAGCGAGCAGCAGCCGCCCUCCAUCCACGUGGAACUGCCGGCGUCGAGGGGCGAAUCCAGCUGCGACCAAACGCGACACGACUUCGGUCCGCCGCAAAACCAGCCAAACCAAAGAACCGUGGGGGAACCGGAGCAGGUCUCUCCGGGCAGCACGCAUGGCCCCGGCCCCGGGGGUCAGAGGUCGCCCGGCGUGCAGAAGCGGAACCCAUUCAGCGUGGAGAGCCUCCUCUCCGACACCAUGCCACGGCGGAAAUCCCAACUGGACUUUUCCUCACUGCCCAAUCAAAGGACGCUGGUGGGCAAGGGGCACUUCCUCCUUUACCCCAUCACCCAUCAGCCUUUGGGGUUCUUAGUGCCCCAAGCCGCCCUGAAGGCAGCUCCGUGUCAGGAGAACUCCGACAGACUCGCCCAGGGACAGAGGCGCUCACCGAGCGAAGGGAGCCCGGCUCCCUCCGACCUCUCCGCCUUUGGCAGCACCACUGAGCGUUUGAACUCGGCCCAUACGGAGCACACACACCACAAUCACCUCGGUGUUACAGCAGAGGCAGGCAACGCCAGGGUCCGCGUCAGCAGCUGCAAAAAGGCGGCCUUCCCCGUUCCUCCACCGUCCGACGGCGCGGAUCAGACGGUUCUGGUCGGCGAGGACGGGGGGCCGGCGUCUCGAACGGAGGUCGAGCAGAGUUCAAAGGAAAGGAGCGCAAGAGAGGAGCCGGGGUCUCCAGGCCCCGGCGAGGCGAACACAGACUGUGGAGAAAGACCAGGAACAGAUGGAGAGGAUGUCGAUAUGGACUAACACUUUCUAGGAGCAAACACAAACAAAGGACCAGGGAAAGAAACAAAAAAACAAAAAAACGCUCCAACCAGUUCAAACAUUCCCAAAGUUCUGCCGAGACACUCUGAAACAUAUCAGGAAUCAGGAGACUUGAUCUUUUGUUAAUUUUCUUUAUUUUUUUUUAAGGGUAUGACAAGUCCAGCCUUUUGAGCAGCUCCCUGUCCCCCGACACACACCUUUCAGAAGCAGGUUUUGCUCUUUUUCUUUUUUCUUCUUUUCUUUUGUUUUUGUGAACAGCUUGUAAGAAAAACUAUAGGCUUCAAUAAAACGAACACAACAAAAAUCCUCAAAUAUUGUAAAAAAAAAGAAAAAAAGAAAAAAACAAGAAACAAAAACAACAAAAAAAUGAGAUAACGAUAUUUAUAUGUAAACAUUUUUGAUAAAUAAAGUUAUUGUUUUAAUUGAAUUCAGUUUGUCUUGAGGUCGGAGAGAGAAAAGGAUGUUUGACAGAAGCUUUUUGGAUCAUGGCAGCUAGAGUUUUGUCAUGUUACAGCAGAAAAUAUCCCCCCUCUUUUUGUCCUCCCCUCACCCUCUCUGUGUCAUGAGCCAUGCAAGAGCUGGAGCUCAAGUCCGUCUGGCUGUUUGUAUUUAUUGCUUUAACAAAUUUAUUCAUUUGAAAGGCCGAGCUGGAAUGAGGUUAGUGGCCGCGGGCUAUAGGACCCUGCGCCUCCUGCUGAGUUUUGAUAUGAAAGUAAUUAUUUUCCCACUGGCUGCCGCAGGUCUCCAGGCAGUAACCCCCCCCCACACACACACACACACACGCACACACACACACAUCCCUUCUUUCUUUUUUCUCUCCCCUUCUUUCGUUUCAGCCCAAAGGGUUAUUAGACAUUACCGAUUUCCAGUGAUAUGGAAUCACAUAAACUUCCUACAAUAAUAGAAUUAGCAUGAAAGGCAGGGGUGUCAAAUUGAAAUGGGAAAAUAAUAGCCGCGCCAGCUGCACCGCGCCGGUGUGUGUAUGCGUGCGCGCGCGCGCGCGGUCCGCUGUGCGUGAGCGUGCAUAGUCUAUUGAGCAGGAGGCGGAGAUGUGAGAUGGUGGGAGAUUCGUGGGGCGGAAUUUUCAUGAGCUGCCGCGGCUGUCAGACGGCCCUUGUAGUCGGCUAUAUUAAGAUAGAUGCUCGAUGAUAUCCCUCAUUGUUCUGUCGCUUAUAUUGAUGUUGCUGUGUUAUCGCCCUAUUGAUCAUGUGUCGCACAUAAUAGGACAGGCGCGCGCCCGCCUGCCUCGGUUUUAUUUUUUAUUUUUUUUUAACAAAAGCGCCUGGGCCCCUCGUCAUUUGUUCUAAUAGGACUGUGAUUCCCUCCGGGCCGAGACAGAUAAAGAUAUAGGAGGGGACACGGAAGAAAGGAAGCCCGGUGAUAUACAUUAGCAUUCUUUUUUGUUUUUAACUAAUUGUUGUUAGAACUUCUAGGAGUAUACUAUAAAUGAGAAUUUUGGAGAGGAUUAAAUAUUAUUAGUCAUUAAAAGAAAAACAUUAGAACAUUUAGACUAUAAUCUGACUAAAGACUUUUCACUACAAUUUGUCUAAAUUGGUCAUAUGCUAAUAAACAGACCGAAUUUAGGUAUUGAAUCUAAUGUAGCAAUAUUAAUUAAUAUUGGCUAAUUUUAUUGGCAAUAACUUAAAUUUACUUAAUCAAUUAAAUUAGUUAAUUUCUAACUAUUCAGUAAUGAUUUCUUUUUUCUUAUUUGGUGUGUUCUCCAUGGCAACAAGAAAAAACCCCACAGAAAUUGGUUUAUUAAGGCAUA
Molecule: messenger RNA, 3544 nt
Organism: Gambusia affinis (western mosquitofish)
Lineage: Eukaryota; Metazoa; Chordata; Actinopteri; Cyprinodontiformes; Poeciliidae
Product: homeobox protein unc-4 homolog
Exons: 3
Coding region: 256-1758 (500 amino acids)
Biological process (GO): regulation of DNA-templated transcription
Molecular function (GO): sequence-specific double-stranded DNA binding; DNA-binding transcription factor activity, RNA polymerase II-specific
Source: RefSeq, a predicted model, not a curated record